Phalacrocorax carbo (great cormorant) is the source of this 1137-nucleotide messenger RNA. The record is from RefSeq and is a predicted model, not a curated record. Lineage: Eukaryota; Metazoa; Chordata; Aves; Suliformes; Phalacrocoracidae.
AUGGCCAGACCCACAGCCCCACUCCUGCCCCGGGGCUUCCAGCCCCUGGCGGGCCAUGACCUGCUCCAGGACCGGGCUGGGGCCCUCGCCAAGGCCACCUCCCCGACGACUUCUGCGAAUCCCCCCGGCACAUCCCCGUGUCCCCCACGGGGCCGGCGACCAGGGGCCGGGUGGCGGCAGGGCAGUGGGGGCGAGCCGGGGCGGUGCGGGGGGCCGGGGGGCCCGCGGCAGAGCGCCAGCGAGCGGGAGAAGCUGCGGAUGCGGCGGCUGGCGCAGGCACUGCUGCGGCUACGGCACUACCUGCCGCCCGCGCUGGCCCCCGCGGGCCAGAGCCUCACCAAGAUCGAGACCCUGCGCCUCGCCAUCCGCUACAUCGCCCACCUCUCAGCCCUGCUGGGGCUCAGCGAGGAGGCGCUGGCCCGGCGGCGAGGGGCGUCCCCCCGGCACUGCCCCCUCUGCCCCCAGGGCCUGGGGUGCUGCCAGAGCCCGGACCCCUGCCUGCACCCACCAGCCCCAGCCCAGCAGGAUGCCUCACCCCCUGGCACUGUUGGCUGGGGGUCACCUCCCAUGGUGGGGACCCCCCUGGAGCUGCAUGGGGUUCCUGGCGUGGGGACGGGGGCCUGGGGGUCGCCCCCCUACAUCCAUGCAACAGGGCAUCCCCCGGAGCUGCACAGGACCCCUGACACCAUCUCAGGGUCCUGGUCAUCACCACCGUGCAGCCUCGGGAUGGUGACCCCACUGGAGCCACCCCAGAGGUGUGCCACAGCCACAGGCACUGGGAUGCCUUCCUCCAGCUUCUUGGAGCCUACAGUCCCCCCACAGCCUCCUGGGGCAGGAGUGACGGACACGGGACACCCUGGGACCCCCACGCAUGGCUCCCAGCUGCGCCAGGUAGGCAAAGCCCCCCCCCCCAGCCCAGCCCCUGCUCUUGCACCCACCAUCCUGAAGGGCAGCGGGGCUGGGGAAGAGCCCAAGGACAGGCGAGAAGGGGACAGGGGGUGGAUGGUCCUAGGCGGCGUGUGGGUAGAGCUGGACCAGCAAAGCCACCUGCACGCCAUGGCUGGGGUGUCCGCAUGGGCUGGGGGGCACAGGGUGCGGGGUGUGGGGCAUGGUACCACUCCACGGCUGCUCACCUGA